Molecule: messenger RNA, 387 nt
Organism: Daphnia pulicaria
Lineage: Eukaryota; Metazoa; Arthropoda; Branchiopoda; Diplostraca; Daphniidae
Exons: 4
Coding region: 70-387 (105 amino acids)
Source: RefSeq, a predicted model, not a curated record
UUUUGGUCGUCGCAAGAUGAGGUCGACUAUAUCGCAUCUGGCUUUAUUAUUCUGAUUGCAAUUUUAUUAAUGGACCAAUGCCCGUGUGAACGGAUCCACGGCCAUCUUCGAAUCACUUCGUAUUACAAUCCACUUGCUAAUUUGCCCAAUGUGCCCAUCAAUAAAAUUGGCAUGUUGGAGUCGAAAUUGAUUUACGUCCUCGCGAAAUUCCUUAACUUCACAUACGAAAUUUCCGUUCCCACGGACGUUCAUCAGUUGGGCUCACAUGACGAAACGAAAGGCAACGGUUCGUGGACUGGAUUGCUGGGCCAAUUUCUUCGCGAUAUUUUGAGAAAAGUGGGAAGGCUAUACCCUCCCCAUAAAACAAUAAUUCACGCUGAAGUCUAG